This is a messenger RNA of Closterium sp. Naga37s-1, 3231 nucleotides long. NCBI's taxonomy places the organism in Eukaryota, Viridiplantae, Streptophyta, Zygnematophyceae, Desmidiales, Closteriaceae. The record is from the annotation of a GenBank genome assembly.
AUGCCGCACGUGGCGUCAUGCUGGGUGGCAGGGGUGGUGGACGAGAGUGCAGUGGGUGCGUCCGUGCCAAGCACUUGUGAGAACCCCGCGGAUAAGCGCUGCAUGGGGAGUGAAGACAGGGCAGAGCUGCCCGUGUGGAGCGCACAGGUGAGGAUAAAGGGGAUGGAGGGGGGGGUGGCGUCAUGCUGGGUGGAAGGGGUGGUGGACGAGAGUGCAGUGGGUGCAUCCGUGCCCACCACAUGUGAGAACCCCGCGGAUAAGCGCUGCAUGGGGAGUGAAGACAGGGCAGAGCUGCCCGUGUGGAGCGCACAGAGUGCUGUGGGUGCGUCCGUGCCCACCACAUGUGAGAACCCCGCGGAUAAGCGCUGCAUGGGGAGUGAAGACAGGGCAGAGCUGCCCGUGUGGAGCGCACAGGGGUGGUGGAUGAGAGUGCUGUGGGUGCGUCCGUGCCCAGCACCUGCAGCAACCCCGCGGAUAGGCGCUGCAUGGGGAGCGAGGAUACAGCGUCGCUCCCCGUGUGGAACGCACAGGCGCUGCAUGGGGAGUGAGGACACAGCCGCCCUGCCUGUGUGGAACGCACAGGUGAGGAUGGAAGGGGAGGAAGGAGGGUGGCGUCAUGCUGGGUGGAAGGGGUGGUGGAUGAGAUGCCUGCGUGGAGAUGCCCGCGUGGAGAUGCCCGCGUGGAGAUGCCCGCGUGGAGAUGCCCGCGUGGAGAUGCCCGCGUGGAGAUGCCCGCGUGGAGAUGCCCGCGUGGAUAUGCCCGCGUGGAGAUGCCCGCGUGGAGAUGCCCGCGUGGAGAUGCCCGCGUGGAGAUGCCCGCGUGGAGAUGCCCGCGUGGAGAUGCCCGCGUGGAGAUGCCCGCGUGGAGAUGCCCGCGUGGAGAUGCCCGCGUGGAGAUGCCCGCGUGGAGAUGCCCGCGUGGAGAUGCCCGCGUGGAGAUGCCCGCGUGGAGAUGCCCGCGUGGAGAUGCCCGCGUGGAGAUGCCCGCAUGGAGAUGCCCGCGUGGAGAUGCCCACGUGGAGAUGCCCAGGUGAGCUGCUGCUGCUGCACGAUGUGUACUUGGAUGCACACGGGCGUGUGUUCAACGCCACACAUGUAUUUGACUACAAUGCAUGUGCUCACUUUGACAAUUCCAAGUUCACCUACUAUGGCACUCCCAACGGCUACCACGGCGGUGGCCCCAACACCAGCUCUACCGUCCUCACAGAUAAGGCUGGUUCAAGCAUAGAAGCUGCCGAGCAUAGGGGAAAUGCCAAGUUUGCUGAUCGCGGGAGGGAUGAAGAUCACAAAAAACGGGGGGAGUUAGAGGAAGCAGCUGGGGAAGGUGGGGAGGAGGGUGGGGAGGAAGGUGGGGAGGAGGGUGGGGAAGAAGGUGGGGAGGAAGGUGGGAAGGAAGGUGGGGAGGAAGGUGGGAAGGAAGGUGGGGAGGAAGGUGGGAAGGAAGCUCAUGACAGCAGGCCUGGCGGGCGAGGCCUGCUGAGCUUUGAGUCGACUCAAAACACACCUGCUGCUGAUGCUGCUGCUGCUGCUGCUGAUGCUGCUGCUGCUGCUGCUGUUGCUGCUGCUGCUGCUGCUGUUGCGGGUAACGAGAGGCAGAGGAGGGUGGUACUUGACAGCAGGAUUAGCGGGCGAGGCCUGCUGAGUGUGCUGUGGAAAAGGCCUGGCGGGGACCGUCAUGGGGAUCGAGGGAUCCAUGUGAGUGCUGCCGAGGGUGCAGAGAGUGAUUCUGGUACUGAGGCAAUGGCAGCAGUUGGUGCAGGGCCAGAUGUGGCAAAUGGGGCGGAUGGGACAGAUGGGGCAGAUAUAGAAGAAGUUGAAGAAACCACUGCAGAAGAAGCGGCAGCAGAAGGGAAUGCGAGCGCACAGAGAGCACAGGAGCAGGAGGGACAGAGUGGACAGCAGAAACGGAUUUCCAGACAGACAGAUAGGAAACGAAUGGGGGGAGGAGGAGAAAGCGUAAGUGGCAAGGGCGCUGCUGAUGCUGGUGCGGUGGGGAGCGGUGGCAGCAAUGACGGCAGCAGCAGUGACAGCAGCAGCAGCAGCAGCAGUAGCAGCAGUAGCAGCAAUGGGGCCAGCGGCAGCAGCAGCAAGCAGCAGGAGAGUGUGGGCGUGAGUCAGUGGGAGCAGGCAGUGGCGAUGGGCGCUGUGGCGUUCUUACAAGGGCACACAGAAAGCAGCGCAGCAGGAAGAGCAGGGGGAGCAGAGGAGCGUGGAGAGAUGGCGCUUGGCCCUCCUGAGUCACACCAAAAAACAGAGGAGCAGAUGGAAAGGGAGAGAAGUGCUGGGAGCACGGGAGAAGAAAGGAGGCUGGGGAGCAUGGAGGUGCAUGAGGUGCAGGAAGGAAGCCUGUUCUUUGCGGAAAGGCUCUUCCUGGUGCGUGUUGCUUUGCGUGUUGCUUUGCUCUCUCUCUCUCCCCCCUCUCCUCACAGCUCUUCCUGCCACUGCACCAGCGCUCCACUGCAGCAGCGCUGUGGGCGGCCCAGCAGGGCCAUGUGGCAGCACCUGCGCUCGCAGCAUCUGCUGCCCAAGCACCCGCCGCCGCUCCUGCCACCACACUCCACCAUCCUCUCCCCUCCCCCCACGCACUCUCAAGACUUCUCUCCUGGAGCCGACUGGGUGGUAGUGGUGGGGGUGGAUGCACCAUGGGACAUGAAUGAAGUCUCACCUGAACAUCCACCUGAAGAGCGGCAACAGCGGCGGCAACAGGAAGGGCAACAGGACCAGCAGCAGCCGCAGAGGCAGCAGCAGCAGCAGCAGCCACAGCAGCAGCAGGCGACUGAAAGUAACUCAUUCAACGCCACCGCCCCCAAAUCCAUCCCUCGCCCGCUCGUGCACUCCUUGGAACUGCUGCAGCGCCUGCAGCAGUGGGCGGGGCAGGGGCGGGUGGUGGAGUACCGGCAAGGCAGCAUGCGUGUGGGGGAGCGCAGGGCUCUGUUUGGAAGAGCUCGCCUGCUGGUGGCGGCGCAUGGGUCUGUGCUGCCUGAUAUGGUCUUCAUGCCACCCGGCGCCACAGUCAUCGAGUUGCGCGUAUCAAGCGAGGGCGACCCGACGUUCCACCUGCUAGCCGACGCGUGCCGCCUCAACUACCACCUCUUCCUGGCAGACGCCUCUUUCAGCCCCUACGAGCCUUCCCACCCACUCAGCCUCGCCAGUCAAAGGGUGCAGUUGCACCAACCCCGGGCCCUGCUCAGGACGCUCAGAGCAGUGGUGGCGCGAAUAAAGAGAGAAUGA